AUGGCCCCACUCUUACUCUACUGGGAUUUCUACUCGUCCUACCUCAAGUGCUCCCUCAACCUCGCCCUCGCCCGACUCUACACACCCCAGAACCCUCCCCAGCGCGAUCUCACGGGCCAAACCGCCAUUGUAACCGGAGCAAACAGCGGCAUUGGACUAUGCAUCGCCGUCCGCCUAGCCCGACAAGGCGCAACCGUCUACCUCGCCUGCCGCAACCAAGCAAAAGGCGAUGAAGCCGUCGCCCACAUAAAAUCCCAACUGGGCUCUUCCUCGGGCAAAACCGCAAACAUCUUCUGCUGGACCCUCGACGUAAGCGACAUGUCCAGCGUCCGCGCCUUCUGCUCCCGCUGGCGCACCCAAGCCACCCCCAUCGACAUCCUCAUCCACAACGCCGGCAUCCCCGACGUCCCUUCAUCCCAGCGCCGGUACACCGAAACCGGCCUCGAUGUCAUCUACGUCACCAACCUGCUCGGCUCCUUCCUCAUGACGUCCCUCUUGGAGCCCUUGCUCAGUCCCACCUCACGCACGGUUUUCACCAGCAGCGUGAGUUCCUAUCUCGCUACCGACACUGUUUUACUGGCGCGUCCCCCGCGGCCAGACCACUCGAAACGGAGCGUUCUAGUGCGGACUUGGCAUCGUGUCCGCGCUGCCUUGGGGCUGCGGGAUAGCGCGGCGCUGGUGUAUGGACAGACGAAGGCGCAUCAGAUCUUGCUUGCUAGCCUGUUGCAAAACCACCUCGAUGCUUCGUACCCGGACAACAGGCGCACGGUGCAUGCCUUCUCCCCCGGGUUCACGCAAAGUCCCAUCUUCACGAAAUUCGACAUGACGUGGCGCACGUUGCUGUACGAUCCGGCGUUUUCGUUCUUGUACUACAGUGAGACGGUUGUGGCGACGGAGACGGAUGAGGGGGCCAAGACGGGGGCGUGGCUUGCGGCUUGUGGAGGAGAAAGUGGCGUCGAGGGCGGGAAGUACUGGGAGGGGAUGAAGAGCGAGGUUAGUGUGAUUGAGUAUUGGAGGGGGAGACUGGGGGAGGACAAGUUUAAAGAGGUUGCGAGGGGGAUUUGGAAGGUGUGGGAGGAGGAUGCGGGGUGUGAGUGGGAUAUCAAGUUUUAG
Bipolaris oryzae ATCC 44560 is the source of this 1113-nucleotide messenger RNA. RefSeq lists its product as uncharacterized. The coding region runs from base 1 to 1113 and encodes 370 amino acids. Lineage: Eukaryota; Fungi; Ascomycota; Dothideomycetes; Pleosporales; Pleosporaceae. The transcript has a single exon. The record is from RefSeq and is a predicted model, not a curated record.